CGCCCACAUGAAAGGUAUUCUAUAUAGGUCAUGUGUUCUAGUGAGCUGUCAAGUUAGACUAUGUGAUUGAAAACGUUUCUGUCUGCGGCGUCAGAACCGGACUGAACUUUGUGAAUGUCAACUAUCAGCAUGUCUGCUGUCUGGGUGAAAAUGUCCACCAUCCUUUGCCUCUGCUAUACAGCAGAGAUGAAAGGAGUGGAGUGGAGAGAAGUUGGGCAAUCCAUUACAAUCCAGUGCAGAGUUGGGUCUGAUCAAGAUCAUCUGAGCUUAAAAAUGGGUCUCAAUGAGACUGAGAUUGUUGGAAUAAACAAGUCAAAAAAAGAAAUAAUUCUUGAAGGAAUGAAAGAACGAGUUCAGACAGAUGGAAAAUUCCCCAACUUUGACAUUCUCAUUAAAAACUUGCGUGAAAAUGACACAGGACCAUAUUGGUGUACUUAUACAAAAACAGGAGACCUUAUACAUCAGUACAGUAUCAGUACCACAAAAGGUGAAGGAUCUGUGCUGCUGGUGGUGACUGAAAAAAAAAACCCACCAUCAACUGAUCCGCAGAGAAAUUGUGAAGGAGCAGAUAUGAACAUGGUGCUGGUGGGGAUUACCGUCGCUUUUGGUGUUCUGCUCAUCAUGAUGCUGGGCUUCAUCCUGUUUGUCACGCACAAGACCAAGAGCUCAGACAAUGCAGUGAAACCGAGGCGUGUUGCUACCGGCAAUGAUGUUUAUGAGGACAUGCGAGGAACACUGAGGCGUUGAGGAUAUGCUUGCAGGACGCUGACAUGCAUGAAACUCAUGAAACCAUGGACCACAGAAACAUCUGAUGCAUGUGAUGCACUUCCCCAACAGAUGCACACUUUCAAAAGGCAAGCAUAUGUGUUUACAAGAGAAUGCCAAAGAAGAGAGUGGACAGACUGAAUCAUACAAUGUAAAUGUUCUUUCAAUAGCUUUAUUGUUUAAACUGGAAAACAAGUGUAGUAUAUAUAUUUUUAAAACAUGUAUAUGUCUUUUUUGUAAUUUAGUACCAAGUUUGACUAAUGUUUUGUUUAAAAAAAAAUGUGGAGCUGGAACGAAAUAAAAAAACCAAUCUGAUACUUAGAGAGCCAAUAAAAUUAAUCUGGCAAAUUGAAAGUUUGAGAAGUUUUAAACAAUUCCAUCUAUAAAAUCCUUUUUUCCAUUCCCAGAUUUUCUGAGGUGCUUUUAGUAACAAUCAUGAAGCAUCUAACAUGAAUGAAACACAUGAGGCUUUUCAGUUCACUGUUUCUCAAUGAUUUUACCACCAGAAGUAUCAGGAAACUAAUGUCAUACAUUUCAGCAAAGAUGUGAUUUAUAUGAGAAGAGCUAACUUUCACCUCUACCUUUCACUUGUGAAAAAAAAA
Xiphophorus couchianus (Monterrey platyfish) is the source of this 1367-nucleotide messenger RNA. RefSeq lists its product as uncharacterized. Gene Ontology annotation, biological process: adaptive immune response. Gene Ontology annotation, molecular function: signaling receptor activity. Gene Ontology annotation, cellular component: membrane. NCBI's taxonomy places the organism in Eukaryota, Metazoa, Chordata, Actinopteri, Cyprinodontiformes, Poeciliidae. The transcript is spliced from 4 exons. The record is from RefSeq and is a predicted model, not a curated record. The coding region runs from base 115 to 747 and encodes 210 amino acids.